AUGAUACUUGCGGGUCUUGUGGAAGACAAGUUAGAUCUCGCAAGUGCCUCUCUCUACAAUACGGGUGUGCCUGCAGGUAAAAGACUUCUGAUUUUGAAGCCUCCUGCACAAUCAUCAAAUUUUAGUGGAGAUGCAGUAGAAAAUCAAGUUUGCGGGACGACUGUUUGUCUAUUCCCGAGAUCGACCUGUUGUGCUGGUUACACAAAGAAGGUUGACACCGUAUCGAAAAGCUUUUACUGCGGUCCCCUGCCAGUUGAGCCUGUGUUCAAUCCAGAACAGACCACGUGCUGUGAUCCCGAAAAAACCGGUCUCUGGAACCAAUGGACCGAAUGGUCAAAAUGUACAUCUGAUUGUGGACUCUGUGGAACACAAACCCGUAAUCGUACAUGCGCAUCGCAACCGUAUGGUUGUCCAUGCACUGGAGAGACCACGGAGUCAAAGAAGUGUGGACAAGCAGCAUGCACUACUGGACAAGAAUGCUGCUCAGGAUACCCAGCUCUAGGUUACGAUGGAGCAAAAUUCUGUCAGCCCAAUCCGCCAGCACAAUGUCCGGGAACAUGGACGGAAUGGAUGACGGAACCGAGCGCCAAAUGUAACGAUACGUGUGGAAUGUGUGGUGUGAUACCAUCGUAUCGAUACUGUUGGCCAUCUGGUUGUCAAUGCACAGGAGCCUUCAAAAUGAACCAGCCAUGCGCCCCAGCGGUAUGCGUAUUCCCUAGGACAACAUGUUGUGCUCCUUAUGUAAAGAAAAUCGUCAACAAGCAGUUCGUAUGUGGAUAG
This is a messenger RNA of Cylicostephanus goldi, 780 nucleotides long. The record is from the annotation of a GenBank genome assembly. Lineage: Eukaryota; Metazoa; Nematoda; Chromadorea; Rhabditida; Strongylidae.